Molecule: messenger RNA, 4011 nt
Organism: Gossypium raimondii (Peruvian cotton)
Lineage: Eukaryota; Viridiplantae; Streptophyta; Magnoliopsida; Malvales; Malvaceae
Product: protein transport protein SEC31 homolog B
Exons: 21
Coding region: 382-3711 (1109 amino acids)
Biological process (GO): endoplasmic reticulum to Golgi vesicle-mediated transport; intracellular protein transport; COPII-coated vesicle cargo loading
Cellular component (GO): COPII vesicle coat; endoplasmic reticulum exit site
Molecular function (GO): structural molecule activity; protein binding
Source: RefSeq, a predicted model, not a curated record
CACAGCAGCGGCAGCACAAAACCAAAAUAAAAAGAGACCAUUCAUAAAAUUACCACUUUACCACUCUCCUCCAGCAAUCAGUCAAAAGAGAAAACAAAAUUCAGAAAAUCGCCCCCCCUCAAAAAAAAAAAAAAAAAAAGGAAACCUCACUACAUAGUGUUUUUUUCCCUAUUUCUGAAUUCCCGAAAUUAGAUCAAAACCCUAAUCCUUCAAAUUCUUACCAUAUUAAUCCAAAUCAUAUCUCUCUUUGAACUUCUUCCGUAUCAAUUCACAUAUGUGCCGAUAAUUGCUAUCGGUCUUUGUUUAUUUCUCGCGGCAUCGAUAUAUAAUUUGAUAGGUAUUUUGGGAGGAUAACGUACCGUAAAAUUUGCUUGUAAUCUAAUGGCGUGUAUAAAAGGGGUGAACAGAUCGGCGCAAGUGGCAAUGGCGCCGGACGCUCCCUACAUGGCAGCGGGGACAAUGGCUGGGGCGGUGGAUAUGUCCUUUAGCUCAUCCGCGAAUCUCGAGAUAUUCAAGUUUGAUUUCCAGAGUGGUGAUCGCGAGCUUCCUUUGGUAGGCGAGUGCCCCAGCUCUGAGCGAUUUAACCGCCUCGCUUGGGGCAAGAACGGAUCUGGUUCCGAUGAAUUUUCACUCGGGCUCAUUGCUGGUGGCCUCGUUGAUGGCAAUAUCGAUCUUUGGAACCCCUCAAACCUGAUACGCUCUAUGUCAAGUGAACAAGCUAUUGUUGGACGUCUUUCUAGACACAAAGGACCUGUUCGUGGUCUCGAGUUCAAUGCCAUUGCUCCAAACUUACUAGCAUCUGGGGCUGAGGACGGUGAAAUCUGCAUCUGGGAUUUGUCAGCACCUGCACAACCGUCUCAUUUUCCGCCUCUUAAGGGUAGUGGUUCUGCUGCUCAAGGUGAAAUCUCAUAUCUGUCCUGGAAUAGUAAGGUCCAACAUAUACUAGCCUCAACUUCUCAUAAUGGGACAACUGUUGUUUGGGACUUGAAGAAGCAAAAGCCAGUGAUAAGUUUUGCAGAUUCAGUUAGAAGGCGGUGUUCUGUUUUGCAGUGGCAUCCUGAUGUUGCCACCCAACUUGUUGUUGCCUCAGAUGAAGAUGGUUCACCCAUAUUAAGGCUUUGGGAUAUGCGGAACAUAAUGUCACCGGUGAAGGAGUUUGUAGGGCACACAAAAGGUGUAAUUGCAAUGGCAUGGUGUCCCUCUGACAGCUCUUAUUUGCUCACAUGUGCCAAAGAUAAUCGAACUAUUUGUUGGGAUACAGUGACUGGAGAGAUUGUCUGUGAAUUGCCUGCCGGUACCAACUGGAACUUUGAUGUGCACUGGUAUACAAAGAUUCCUGGAGUAAUAUCAGCGUCUUCCUUUGAUGGCAAGAUUGGCAUUUACAAUAUUGAGGGUUGCAGCCGAUACGGUGUUGGGGAGGGCGAUUUUGGUGCAGUGUCUUUGAGAGCACCAAAAUGGUAUAAACGUCCUGUUGGGGUAUCUUUUGGAUUUGGAGGAAAAGUUGUCUCAUUUCGCCCUCAGAUUCAUGGUGUAGGUACUUCUCCGUCAUCAGAGGUUUUUGUGCACAACUUAGUUGCUGAAGAAAGUCUGGUCAGUCGUUCAUCUGAAUUUGAAUCUGCGAUCCAAAAUGGGGAGAGGUCUUCUCUAAGGGUUCUAUGUGAAAAGAAAUCUCAAGAGUCUGAAUCUCAGCAUGAUAGAGAAACGUGGGGAUUCUUAAAGGUGAUGUUUGAAGAUGACGGGACAGCUAGGACAAAGUUGCUCAUGCAUCUUGGUUUUAGCCCACCUGCAGAAGAAAAAGAUACUGUACAAAAUGACCUCUCUCAGAGUGUGACUGAUAUUACCCUUGAGGAAAAAGUGAGCUAUGAGAAAGAAGCUACCCCCUUUGCUGCUGAUAAUGGGGAGGAUUUCUUCAACAAUCUUCCAAGUCCCAAGGCUGAUACACCAGUUGCAACUUCUGAAAAUAAUUUUCAUGUUGAGAGCGCAGUUCCUAGCACGGAUCUAACACCUCAAGAAUCUGAUGGGCUGGAGGAAAGUGCAGAUCCAUCAUUUGAUGAUGCUGUUCUACGUGCUUUGGUGGUGGGUGACUAUAAGGGAGCAGUUGCACAAUGCAUUGCAGCCAAUAAGAUGGCUGAUGCAUUAGUUAUUGCUCAUGUUGGUGGUACUUCCUUAUGGGAGAGCACAUGUGAUCAGUAUCUUAAGAUGAGCCAUUCACCACACCUGAAGGUUGUCUCUGCAAUGGUGAACAAUGAUCUCAUGAGUCUUGUCAAUAGAAGGCCUUUGAAACUAUGGAAAGAAACACUUGCACUCCUCUGUACAUUUGCCCAAAGAGAGGAAUGGACAGUACUCUGUGAUAUGCUUGCUUCCAAACUAAUGGCUUCUGGUAAUACUCUGGCAGCAACUCUCUGUUAUAUAUGCGCAGGAAAUAUUGAUAAAACAGUAGAGAUUUGGUCAAGGUGCCUGACAACCGAACAUGACGGGAAAUCUUAUGUUGAUCUUCUCCAGGAUUUGAUGGAAAAGACCAUUGUCCUCGCUUUGGCAACUGGCCAGAAGCAAUAUAGUGCAUCUCUCUGCAAGCUUGUUGAGAAAUAUGCUGAAAUAUUGGCUAGUCAAGGGCUUCUAAUUACAGCCAUGGAGUACUUGAAGCUUUUGGGGUCUGAUGAGCUGUCACCUGAACUUGUUAUCUUAAAAGAUCGUAUUGCACUUUCAACAGAACCUGAGAAAGAAACUACAUCUACGGCUUUCGAAAACUCUCAUCUAGCAAGUGGAUCAGUCUUUGAACCUAUGCAACAAAUAUAUCCGGAGUCUACUACAUCACAAAUUCAGCCAAGUGUUCCUAGUAGUGCUUACGAUGAAAAUUAUCAGCGUUCUUUCUCCCAAUAUGGAGGAUAUGUACCUCCUCCCUCGUAUCGACCUCAACCACCAGCACCUGCAAAUACUUUUGUGCCAACCCAGUCUCCUCAUGUUUCCCAGGGAAAUUUCGCUCCUUCACCUGGCACCACUCAGCCUGUUGUUAGACCCUUUGUUCCUUCAAACCCUCCUGGUCUAAGAAAUGCAGAUCAAUAUCAGCAGCCAGCUGCCUUGGGUUCUCAAUUAUAUCCUGGUGCUGCUAACCCUACUUAUCCUGUUCCCCAAGGAACUGGUUCUCCUGCACCCGUCCCAUUGCAAAUGGGAUCAGUUCCUGGCCCCAAAGUGCCCCAUUUUGUAGCUCCUACCCCAACACCUAGAGGAUUUAUGCCAGUGACCGACACACCUGUUGUUCAAAGACCUGGCAUGAGUCCUGUGCAAUCUACUAGCCUUACGCAGUCAGCAUCAAUACAACUAGCUGCAGCACCUGCUGCACCCCCACCAACUGUGCAGACUGCUGACACUUCAAAUGUACCUGCCCACCAGAAACCUGUAAUCACAACUUUAACUAGACUUUUCAAUGAGACCUCUCAAGCACUGGGAGGACCACGUGCGAACCCAGCCAAGAAGCGUGAAAUAGAAGACAAUUCAAAGAAAAUAGGUGCCUUAUUUGCCAAACUCAACAGUGGAGACAUUUCAAAAAAUGCUUCUGAUAAGCUUAUUCAGCUCUGCCAGGCGUUGGACAAUAAUGAUUUUGGGACAGCUCUACAUAUCCAGGUUCUUCUUACUACCAAUGAGUGGGACGAAUGCAACUUUUGGCUUGCAACUCUGAAACGGAUGAUUAAGACAAGGCAGAAUGUAAGAUAAGUGAUAAAGAUGGCAAAAACUGUCCGAGGAUGUGUUCAUUUUUGCUUGUGUACAUUUGGGGCAAUGAUAAAAGCCCUUGGAUGUAGACAAAGAAUAGCUUCUCUUGAUUGCUGCUGCAGAAUAUAUAGAUUGGUUCUUUUGAUCCCAUUGCAUAAACGCCCCUCCUGGAUUUGGUAGAUAUUGACUUUUGCCUUUACACAUUAAUACUCCUUUUGAAAGCAAAGCAGUUACUGGAAAUAGUUUUCAGGACACUAUGUUUGACUGUUUUUUUCAUCGAGUAGAGUUGACUCUUUUAGUUCA